Molecule: messenger RNA, 2079 nt
Organism: Annulohypoxylon truncatum
Lineage: Eukaryota; Fungi; Ascomycota; Sordariomycetes; Xylariales; Hypoxylaceae
Exons: 1
Coding region: 209-1753 (514 amino acids)
Source: RefSeq, a predicted model, not a curated record
AGCGCCAAUGUUCGCACGUUAGCAUCGCGGAUUUCGGCCCACUUCGACACACUGCCGAACAUCACCAGCCGCUAUAUACCCUUUGUCCUCCCGACUUUGUGUCUGACCUUGCCAAAUCUCCAUCAGGAUGUGUUUCGAUUGAUCCGUCAGGAGGUUUGACUAAGGAGUCGGGAUAUAGUAUUUUUCAUGACGAUCCGGGUCACACACAAUGCAACUGGUGCUUUAUAGAAAGCAUUCCUCGCUUCAGUUUGUGCUACUUCUGUUUUUCUCAGCAUUCACUCCUUUUUGUUCUGCUAGUGUAAUACAAGACCUUCAUAGCAACUACUACGAUCCGCCUCCAUCAGCGGAAGACGGUCCUCCACUCUCGGCUGGAGCCUUGAGGAAUACAGCUUACCUUCCCGCGCAGAUUGGUGGUAUAGUCGGAUCGUAUGCUCUUUCGCUCGUUGUAGUCGCAGCAAUCCUUCUUAUCUUAGCGAAGAAACGCCGCGAGCAUCUGUCGGCGGGAGAAGAAGACCUUGACGGCCAAUAUCCAUAUUCAUUCGCUUUUCCCCCGCCUCAACUCGGAGGCGCCCAAAAUCCUCAAUACGGCCUUGAUCCGCCAAAAUCGCCUAUCAAGAAUUUCUCGUACCCGACUCCGCCAACGCCAUUGACCGCGACAGGGCCGACAAGUCCCUACAUUGUUCCAUCGCUUCAUUCCACGAGCACUCUUGGUGUUAACCCGUUGGUCGAUCCACGAGUCGUUGCAGCAGACCGCGAAAUGGCGCAACAACAACUAGAAGAGAUGUACAGGCUCGUAAUGGAGCAAGAGGCCGCCAAGGAGGCAGGCGUCACUUUGGACCAACCUCCAGCACCAUUAUCGUCCCAACAGCAACCUCCAAAGCAGGGGAUCUUAAAGAGGGGCAAAAAUAAGCCGGCGAACCUCGACCUACAGGCUGGAGCAGAGAAGCCUCAGUCCAGAGCCUCUUCGAUUUUGUCCGCUUUCAAAUCGCCUCGAAAGAAGAAUGUAAAGGGUAUCAGCAUCUCGUCGCCGAUCAUGACACCGAUGUCAGGUACCUUUCCGCGCCAUGAGGAAGAGGAAAUGAGCUCAAUUCCUCCUCGUCAUUACGCACCCGCAUCCCCGCCCCCGGUUCCGACAGACCAGAUUCCUUAUGCACGGGCCAGUAGGCAGCACCCAUCAGUGGCACCCAUCACUCCCCCGGAUAUCUCGCCGGAGAGCACGCAAAGUAUUGAUGAGCGUCUGGGCCAUAUGCGCAACAACUCGCAAUAUACAGACCCUGACCCUGUCUCUGCCAUCUCCGCUGUUUCCGAUCGUUCCACUGCACCGCUCGUUGGUCUACCUUCGUCGCCAAAGCCAGGCGUCAACAGGUUCCCUUCCCUACCAGCGUCUCCGAAGCCGGGUGCUACAUUCCCAACUUCACCCCGGUCAGAGCAGUCUUUCUCACGUCCCAAUGCACCAUCAGCAGUUCGAACUGGUGGGACACUUCCGUUACGAGCUUACGAGCCUGCUCUUAGCUCUCCUUCGGCACAGACGACCAAGCAGACAACGUUUGAAAGGACGACACCUCUGUCGCCAUCAGGAUUACGGACUCCCUGGACGGGCGCGCCAGUGCCUUAUACCCCGUACCAGCCAUUCUCGCCUGUGGUCCCCAUCACACCAUCGCUAGUGACCAAAGCAGACCGAAAGAGGAUGAAGCAGUUACAACCCAAGACGCCAACGAUGGAGAUGGUGAAGAGCGACGACGAAAUGUGGUAGGCUUGGGUUACGUGUUUAUGGGGUUGCAAUGAUCACAAUGAAAGGUCUCAUAGGGCUCAUCCGGCAUUGGGCCUGUUUCCCGGCGUUUUUUAUAUGGGCUCGUGUUUCAAAAUCUGAUGAAUGACGUAGAGGGAUGAGAGGGAUAUGGGAUAUUCCUACUUUCGGCCUCGAAGCUUUUUACUUGUCUAUAAUUCUAUUAUACCAUUUUGAGAAACUCUUGAAGGAGUUAAUUUAACGUUGGAGUUUCAAUUAUACUUCUCAACCAAUGGUUGCUUCUCUUCUCUAUCGGGGCUCGCCGUUGAAUAUUUGGCAAACUAGUCAUGCAG